Lepisosteus oculatus (spotted gar) is the source of this 1078-nucleotide messenger RNA. RefSeq names its product esterase D/formylglutathione hydrolase (gene esd). The record is from RefSeq and is a predicted model, not a curated record. Gene Ontology annotation, molecular function: S-formylglutathione hydrolase activity. Gene Ontology annotation, biological process: formaldehyde catabolic process. NCBI's taxonomy places the organism in Eukaryota, Metazoa, Chordata, Actinopteri, Semionotiformes, Lepisosteidae. Gene Ontology annotation, cellular component: cytosol.
GUACGGAAAAGGGGGUUGUACAGCCCUGAGCCUGUGCGCCAGAGACCAGGAGAGAAAUAACAGGUUUUUACGCUCCCCGUAAAACAGAAAUGGCAUUGACACAGGUUUCAUCUAACAAAUGCAGCGGCGGCUUCCAGAAAGUAUUCGAGCAUGACAGCACCGAGCUGAAAUGCAGAAUGAAAUUCGCCAUCUAUUUACCUCCAAAGGCAGAGAGUGGAAAAUGUCCGGUGAUGUACUGGCUUUCUGGAUUGACGUGCACAGAGCAGAACUUCAUUACUAAAGGAGGCAGCCAGCAAGCCGCCGCAGACCACGGGGUUAUCAUCGUGGCCCCGGACACCAGUCCUCGGGGCUGCGGUAUCGAAGGGGAGGAUGAGAGCUGGGACUUUGGCACUGGAGCUGGUUUUUAUGUCAACGCCACAGAGGAGCCCUGGAAGACCAAUUACCAGAUGUAUUCCUACGUCACAGAGGAGCUCCCUCGCCUGAUCAACGCUAACUUCCCUGCGGACCCUGACAGGAUGUCCAUCUCUGGGCACUCCAUGGGUGGCCACGGAGCUCUGAUCUGCGCCCUGAAGAAUCCUGGGAAAUACAAGGCUGUUUCAGCGUUUGCUCCAAUCUGCAACCCCAUGCAGUGUGCCUGGGGCCAGAAGGCCUUCAGGGGGUAUCUGGGUUCAGAGAGUUCGGGAUGGGAGAGCUAUGAUGCCACAGUGCUGGUGAGCUCCUAUUCUGGCCCCCAGCUGGACAUUCUGAUUGACCAGGGCAAGGAUGACCAGUUCCUUGCAGCUGGGCAGCUCCUGCCAGACAACUUCAUCGCGGCCUGCACGGAGAAGAAGAUCCCUGUGGUGUUCCGACUGCAGCAGGGCUAUGAUCACAGUUACUACUUUGUGUAUUCCUUCAUCGCCGAUCACAUCAAGCACCAUGCCAAGUACCUGAACGCUUAAAUCUCCACCCACAUGGGUCGCCUGUGCCUUCUGAUGCCUGGGAGCCCAGCUCCGGGCAACUCGGCUUCUCCCAGUUCACAGUGAUUUUGUAACAGAAUAAAGGUACUGUAUGUGACUGGCAUCAGUGUCUGAAAUAAUCA